Molecule: messenger RNA, 837 nt
Organism: Lottia gigantea (owl limpet)
Lineage: Eukaryota; Metazoa; Mollusca; Gastropoda; Lottiidae
Exons: 3
Coding region: 1-837 (278 amino acids)
Source: RefSeq, a predicted model, not a curated record
AUGGAUUUAAAAAUGAAACUCAAAACGUUAUCUUUAUCCUGUAUUUUUAUAGUCGUCGAUACAGGGUCGGAAUUUAGACAAUACUGCUAUGAUUCGACAAGGCUAGGCUGUGAGGAACAUAUUCUGGAUUGUGGAGAAGGACAAGUUACAACAACAGAUAUACCCAACUUUCAAGUCAGUUAUUAUAAGAAUAAAAACUAUCCAGAAUGUCAAACAGAGAAAGAUGGGUGUAAAAAUAAAACAACUUGUUGUAGAUAUAUUAACAGUAGUGUAACUAUACGGGCAACCAGACUUACAGCGAACGAUAGGACUAAACUCAUAAACUUCAUAAAGACUGAAUGUUCUUAUAAAUCAAGCUGUAUAGUCAGUCAGUAUUACAAUAAUAGUGGUGGUUCGAAUCUAUUUGAUUAUGUUACGUAUAAGUAUGGUUGUAUUUCUGCAUCAACAGAUAAUAUUACCGUGGACUUCAUGGUAAAUGGAUCAACAAAUUUUAUCGGAAACAAUUUUCCAAAUAUAUACUAUCUGGAUUAUACCGGAAAUGGAAUGAAAGAAGACAGUUACUUACUCAACAGAGAAUGUAUUGUGACAACCACGAAGAAUGAUAUAAUUUUAAUAAUAAAGAAAUUGAAUCUCAAGGCUGGUGACUGUUGUCGAUUUCACAUUUCUGGACACAAAGUUUCAGAAUAUUGCUCACAGAAUGGUUCGUUUAUUCCACCCAAGGGAAAGAAUGUUGCCAAAAACACAGCUACCAUUAGACUUGAAAAUGUGGUAAAUAAAGAUGGUGGUAAAUUCUCAAUCUUAAUAACAGCUGCAGGUCAGGUUCAUUCAUAUAUUUGA